Aspergillus oryzae RIB40 is the source of this 366-nucleotide messenger RNA. RefSeq lists its product as uncharacterized. NCBI's taxonomy places the organism in Eukaryota, Fungi, Ascomycota, Eurotiomycetes, Eurotiales, Aspergillaceae. The record is from RefSeq and is a predicted model, not a curated record. The transcript is spliced from 2 exons. Bases 1 to 366 code for a protein of 121 amino acids.
AUGCAGCCGCUGCCUAGAGUGUGGCCGAUCCCUUCAGGCAGCACCACCCCUGGUUCAGGCAGUGUCCAUCAAGUGACCCGGUAUUCAUCUUCACGUCAUAAAUAUCGCUUCACCAACAAACACAUAUAUAAAACCCUCCUGGAUUUCGUCCUCUCCUCAGCAUCCUAUCUCACUGAGCCAUAUGUCUUUUUGUUCUGUUUCACCAUGAGUGACGAUGGAAGCCACCAUUUUUCUAAUGAGCAAGGUUGGAGAAUGGAUGACGCUGACAAAAUUCCGAUCGAAGAGUAUUCUCAUACAGUCAUUGAUCUGGAGAACGAAGUGAAUCGGGUCAUGACCGAGGUCAAUACAAAUCCAUCUCUAGCUUGA